This is a messenger RNA of Erpetoichthys calabaricus (reedfish), 703 nucleotides long. Its product is annotated as troponin I, fast skeletal muscle-like. The coding region runs from base 120 to 635 and encodes 171 amino acids. The record is from RefSeq and is a predicted model, not a curated record. Gene Ontology annotation, biological process: muscle contraction. Lineage: Eukaryota; Metazoa; Chordata; Cladistia; Polypteriformes; Polypteridae. The transcript is spliced from 5 exons. Gene Ontology annotation, cellular component: troponin complex.
AAUGGUAGCCUGCGACAAAUUCAAAUGGAAAUGUGGGUCGAAAAAUAACAACUGUGACAACAGCGAAGAGCUUACUUGGUAACAUUGUCUUUACUUCUUGCAAUUUUCAGAAAAAGAAGAUGUCCGCCACCCGCAAGCAGCAUCUUAAGAGCUUGAUGCUGCAGAUCGCCAAACAGCACAUUGAGAAGGAAGAAGCUGACCGAGCCACAGAGAAGGAGCGCUAUCUCCAGGAGCACUGUCCACCAUUGUCCAUGGGGGGCUCCAUGCAGGAGCUGCAGGAAUUGUGCAAACAGCUGCAAGGCAAGAUCGACGUCAUCGACGAGGAAAGAUACGACUUGGAGGCGAAGGCUGGCAAGUGCCAGAAGGAGAUUGAAGACCUCAACCAGAAAGUGUUUGACCUGAAGGGCAAAUUCAAGAGGCCACCCCUGCGCAGAGUGCGCAUGUCCGCUGAUGCCAUGUUGCGUGCCCUGCUGGGCUCCAAGCACAAAGUGUGUAUGGAUCUGAGGGCCAACCUGAAGCAAGUAAAGAAAGAAGAGAAAGAGCAAGAUCUGCGGGACGUCGGUGACUGGCGUAAGAACAUUGAAGAGAAGGCCGGCAUGGAAGGCAGGAAGAAGAUGUUCGAGUCUGAGGCUUAAGCGCCCCCGGGGUGGUCAGCCAGCCUUGUACUUCAAUACACUUUGUGAUGGCCCAGUCCACGUCGUAA